This is a messenger RNA of Centropristis striata (black sea bass), 5708 nucleotides long. RefSeq names its product collagen, type IV, alpha 3 (gene col4a3). Gene Ontology annotation, cellular component: collagen trimer. The record is from RefSeq and is a predicted model, not a curated record. NCBI's taxonomy places the organism in Eukaryota, Metazoa, Chordata, Actinopteri, Perciformes, Serranidae. The coding region runs from base 1 to 4998 and encodes 1665 amino acids. The transcript has 52 exons. Gene Ontology annotation, molecular function: extracellular matrix structural constituent.
AUGGAGGCUCCGGGCGGCCCGAGGAGCACCGUCCUGCUGCUGGUCACGCUGCUCUGCUCGCCCGCUCCGGGAUACGCCGAGACUGUGUGUCUCUGCAGUGGCAAGUCUCUGUGUCACUGUGACGGGGUCAAAGGUCAAAAGGGUGAAGCUGGAUAUCUUGGAUAUGACGGACUUCCGGGCGGGAUUGGUUAUCCUGGAAACGAGGGCCACCAGGGCUCACUGGGAGAAAAGGGUAAUGAGGGACCAGCGGGAGGUUCAGGACUGAAAGGCUCUCGGGGUCUUCCAGGAAAACCAGGUUUCCCAGGACCUCCAGGGCUGCCGGGACUCCCCGGACAUGAAGGAUCCAUCGGUCGACCAGGAUUCCCAGGAUGCAAUGGGACAAAGGGGGAUGUUGGUUACCCAGGGUACCCUGGGGAUCCAGGACCUGCCGGCUACCAAGGUCAACCCGGACUACCAGGUACAAAGGGACACUCGUACGUCUUUCCCGCCACACAGGACAUUAAAGGAGCAACAGGACCACGUGGACAAGAUGGUGAAAAUGGCCGGACUGGAGAUCCAGGUGAUCCAGGCCUGCCAGGUCCACUGGGACCCGAAGGACUUCCUGGAAACCCAGGGUUGCCAGGGCUAUCAGGAGAAAAGGGUCAGGAGGGUCCCAGUCCAGUGAUACCAGGUCCCCGCGGAAAGAAGGGUGAUCGCGGUCCGCCAGGGAUCGCUGGACAGAAAGGAAUUAAACUCUACGCUGAAGGACCCAAAGAACUGAAGGGGGAACCAGGUGAAGUUGGAAUAAAAGGUUGUAAAGGACUUCCUGGGUUCCCGGGCAAACUGGGAGAUAAAGGAGACAAGGGCGAGCUAGGUGACCCUGGAUCACCAGGUAAACCGGGGAAGGAUGGAGUCCCUGGAGAGCUCGGAGAACCGGGAUACCCUGGGCGUCGUGGGUACCUCGGCCCUCCAGGUAUCGAUGGAGCCACGGGAGAAAAAGGUGAUCGUGGUUCUCCAGGUCCUCAAGGAGAGAUUGACUGGAAACAAAUAUUUCUGAAGGGCCAGCUUGGUAUCCCCGGGCCCAGUGGCCCCAAAGGAGUCCAAGGAGAACAAGGACUCAUUGGUUUUCCUGGACUGCAGGGCGAGUCAGGUGUGGCUGUCACUGGUCCACCUGGUCCCCAGGGGCCACCUGGCUCAACUGGACCCAAAGGAGAGCCAGGAGAGCCUGGGCCCAUUAUUGUUGGGCCCCCCGGACAGCCUGGAGUCCCAGGAAGUCGCGGAGCUGAAGGAGAUCCAGGAGAACCAGGAAUACCAGAGUUCCUGCCGGGAGGUGCUGGUCCUCCAGGAGCUAAAGGUCUAAAAGGCACAGCAGGAUUACCUGGAAUCAGAGGGGAGGAAGGACAAACGGGUGAAAAGGGGGACCUGUGCAGGGCCUGUCAACUUAUUGUUGGACCCCCGGGACCUGCAGGUAAACCAGGAGAGCCAGGUGAAGCCGGGACGACAGGACCAGCUGGUUUUCCAGGACCAAAAGGUCAACUAGGGGUCAAAGGUAUUCCAGGACCAACUGGUCAACAGGGCACCUUUGGUAUCCCCGGCCUCCCAGGGCCACCAGGACCCGUUGGUGACCCUGGGAUCAUGCAGAGGGUUGGGCAGAAGGGUGAGGAAGGGGAUCUGGGAGAAGCAGGACCACCAGGUUUCCCUGGGAGAGACGGAUCUCGAGGAUUUCCAGGAACAAAAGGUGUUCGGGGACAGAAAGGAAACCCUGGGCCUCUGGGGCCAAAAGGUGAGAGGGGCCCACUUGGGGAGACUGGUACGAUAGGACUACCAGGACAAAUGGGACCUCCAGGACCACCUGGAAUUGGGGAUUCAGGACUUCCAGGAGAUAAAGGCAAUGUAGGAGUCCUGGGACAGCGAGGAGCUCCUGGAAAACCAGGUGAAAAAGGUGCUCUAGGCGAAACCAAAACCUCUCCAGGAGAUCCAGGACAGAAAGGAGAGAAAGGUUUACUUGGAAAUCCGGGACCUGAAGGUGUGACAGGACAGCCAGGUGCUCCAGGUUCUGUUGGUCCAAGGGGAGAAGGAGGAAAUGAAGGAUUUUCAGUUCAGGGGCCUCCAGGGUUCCCAGGGGUCAAAGGACUCAAGGGUGUUCCAGGAGCUCCAGGUUUACCAAGUUUUGGUAUCAAGGGACGGGCGGGGCCUUCAGGCCCCCCAGGGAUGCCGGGCCCCAAGGGGGACAGUGGUAUCGGUUUUCCAGGUCAGCAGGGUCAGUCAGGGCCCCAGGGAGAAGAUGGAUCUGUGGGGCCCCAAGGAAACCCUGGAUCCCAGGGACCAGAAGGCGCUCCAGGACCUCCAGGACAAGAUGGACCUCCAGGACAAAAAGGUCGUAGUGGAUUGGAUGGCCUACCUGGUCCAGUUGGUGCUGUUGGACUGUGUUUACCUGGAGCUCCUGGACCUGAAGGAGAGCAGGGACAGAUUGGUGUCAUCGGAUUCACAGGAACCCGGGGCCCAAAAGGUAUAAAGGGUGACCCUGGGCAGCUGGGGGUGGGAUCCCCGGGGCCUCAGGGGCUUUUUGGCGCCCCAGGAUUUGAUGGACCUCCAGGGCCAGUAGGAGAGGUUGGACUGAAGGGCCUGAGAGGGACCAAUGGGGAGCCAGGGAGCACAGGCACCACAGGAGAUGUUGGUCCUUCAGGAGUCCCUGGGAGACCAGGGGAUGAUGGAAAACCAGGGGAGGAUGGACAACCAGGACCGAAAGGUCAGAUGGGUGUUGAUGGGGUCAGGGGUUCUCAGGGGCCUCGAGGGCCUCAGGGGGACCAAGGAGAAACCGGACCAAAAGGAUUUCAGACACCUGUGGAGAUGUAUGGAGAUCCUGGAGACCUUGGAGACCCUGGGCCCCGUGGUCUCACUGGAACUAAAGGAGAGAGGGGCAUCACGGGGCCACAGGGCCCGACAACCUGCAAUGGUAAACCAGGAGAUGCUGGACUGCAAGGACCUCCUGGAGACAUUGGUAGAGGGGGCGAGAGAGGUCCUCCUGGUCCUUGUGGACAAGAGGGAAACCAAGGAGAGAUGGGGAAGCCAGGUGUCAAAGGUGACAAAGGUUGCACAGGGCCUUGUGGAGAACCUGGAUCAGAUGGAAUACCAGGACCAGCAGGACUUAAAGGUGAUAAAGGAGAACCAAGUCCACCUGGACCAGGGUCUAAAGGCUUUCCAGGAGAGAAGGGGAAUCUAGGAGGUUCAGGACCAGCAGGUAUAAAGGGGGAACCAGGGGACAGGGGAAACUUUGGUCCUCCAGGAAACUGUGGCCCCUGUGGCCCCAAAGGACUUUUAGGACCCACAGGAUGUAGAGGUCCUCCUGGGCCUUCUGGGGAAAAAGGUUGUGACGGACCACCAGGGGAAAAUGGCCCGGCAGGACCCACAGGCCUCACAGGUAACACGGGAGGUGCUGGAGAUCCUGGUCCAGCUGGUCCAAGAGGAAAUCAGGGACAGGAUGGCAUACCCGGACCUCCUGGAGAGAAAGGAGCCAUGGGAGCUCCUGGAAUUGGACCCAGGGGCCCAGAUGGGAAGACAGGUCCACCUGGGUGUGCUGGGGAUAUGGGUCCUACUGGUGCCUGUGGUCAACCUGGUCCCCAUGGUCCUGUGGGAAACCCAGGUUGUACUGGUCCUCCUGGACCCCCUGGUCCUCCUGGUUUUCCCGGCAGGGAGGGAGUCUGCACUGAAGGAUACAAAGGAGAAAAAGGACUCCCUGGAGGACAAGGACCCAAAGGUCCAGCAGGCUUUCGGGGUCCACCUGGUCCUCCAGGUCCUGGUUUUAAAGGAGAUAAGGGACUUAAAGGUGCAACAGGUGACCCGGGACCAUCUGGUUCUCCUGGUGAUCCUGGCUCUCGAGGCGAGCCGGGUGAAGACAGACCACAAGGUCCACUAGGACAAAAAGGGCAUAUGGGAGAAACUGGUGUCACAGGACCUGUUGGAUUAAAGGGGGAUGGUGGACCACCAGGUACAGUGGGCUCACGAGGACCUCCAGGACCACCUGGGAGUAGAGGCCAGAGGGGGGGGGACGUAACCACAGAGGUGGUGCUUUUGCCAGGAGACAGAGGCUUUGCAGGAGAGCUGGGAAACCCAGGAGAAAUAGGACCCCCAGGAGCCCAAGGAAGACCUGGAGGUCCAGGUUUAAAGGGCAUCAAAGGGGAAGUUGGUAGAAGAGGACUAGGUGGUUUUCCUGGUUUGAAAGGUGAUCAGGGAGACAGAGGAUACAAUGGACCAAAAGGCAUCGAGGGUCCACGUGGUUCAGGUGGUGCUAAAGGUAUCCAAGGUCGACCGGGUCCCUGCAGGGAUGCACCAGAGAAUGACGGCUUCAUGUUCACCAGACACAGCCAGAAACUCAGUAUCCCAGAAUGCCCUGCAGGAUCUACUCCGAUGUACAGCGGAUACUCACUGCUCUUCAUCAACGGGAACAACCGAGCUCAUGGACAAGACCUGGGUACUUUAGGUAGUUGUUUACCUCGUUUUACCACCAUGCCCUUCCUGUUCUGUAACCCCGAUAGCACCUGUCGCUACGCCUCACGGAACGACUACUCCUAUUGGCUGUCCACUGAUGAACUAUUGCCGAGCAGCAUGCCGCUGAUCUCUGGCGAGUCAUUGAAGAAUUACAUCAGCCGGUGUACUAUAUGUGAGGCCAGGGCCAAUGUGAUCGCCGUCCACAGUCAGACCAGUAUAAUCCCAGAGUGUCCGUCAGGCUGGGGCCCUCUCUGGUCCGGAUACUCCUUCGUGAUGGAAACAGGAGUGGGUGCAGAGGGGUCAGGUCAGCCUCUGGCCUCUCCUGGAUCCUGUCUGGAAAACUUCAGGAAGAUUCCCUUCAUCGAGUGUCACGGCAGAGGAACCUGCAAUUACUACACCGACUCCUACAGCUACUGGCUGGCCGCUCUCAACCCCAGCGACAUGUUCAGUAAACCAAAGCCUCAGACUGAUACAGGAGAGUUUCCAGGCAGUCUGAUCAGCCGAUGUCGAGUGUGUAUGAAGCAGCUGUAACCACCAUCUCUCCUGCUGCUCGUACUACUGAUAUCCUGUAAAUACUGUUGCUGCUAACACUACUGAAACUCUCACUACUGACAGCUUCUGCUCCCGAGCACUCACACCCGCAAAAAUACAAACGCAACAUGUAGGGCUGCACGAUUAUGGCCAAAAUGAUAAUCAGAAAUAUUUUAAUCAAUAUUGUAAUCACGAUUAUUAAUCACGAUUAUUCAUCAUGUUAAUGAAAACAUCUGUAUUUUUAUUGCACUACUUUUAAACAAACAAUAGGAACAGUUUGUGUCCGGUGCUUGUUGUUAACAAACAGAGAUCGCUAAGUGAACACCUCCUGCAGCAGCAGCACAUACACACUGUACUGCUACAGAGCUAACUGUUAGCCUGUUAGCACAUACACACUGUACUGCUACAGAGCUAACUGUUAGCCUGUUGGCACAUACACACUGUACUGCUACAGAGCUAACUGUUAGCCUGUUAGCACAUACACACUGUACUGCUACAGAGCUAACUGUUAGCCUGUUAGCACAUACACACUGUACUGCUACAGAGCUAACUGUUAGCCUGUUAGCACAUUCACACUGUACUGCUACAGAGCUAACUGUUAGCCUGUUAGCAAUUUGCAGACUGGACGCUUAGGGGUUAACAUCCCCUCUGGCUCUGCAGCUGGGAGAGACUGCUGCAGGAGGACUGGGCCACUUCGACUCGUUCUUACU